Trifolium pratense (red clover) is the source of this 1094-nucleotide messenger RNA. RefSeq names its product putative bark agglutinin LECRPA3. The coding region runs from base 50 to 892 and encodes 280 amino acids. The record is from RefSeq and is a predicted model, not a curated record. Gene Ontology annotation, molecular function: carbohydrate binding. NCBI's taxonomy places the organism in Eukaryota, Viridiplantae, Streptophyta, Magnoliopsida, Fabales, Fabaceae. The transcript has a single exon.
ACCUACAAUUCUCAUUCACAACUAAAAUCAUCGGUCAUUUAUUUAGUAUAUGAAAACAAGCUUGAAUACAAUGGCUAAUUUAUUUCCAACUAAUAAUAUCCAGAAACUAUUUACUGUUGUUUUAGUGAUCUUGCUAGCAACAGAUCUGGUGAACUCAGUUUCUUUCAGCAUCUCAGACUUCAGAACUAUAAAAUCAUCUCUAAUCCUUCAAGAGUAUGCCAGUAUUUCAGAAAGUGGGGUUUUGGAACUUAUCAACGCUAGUGUGGUUACUAAUGAGGUAGGCCGUGCCUUGUAUACAAAACCCAUUCCCCUUUGGGACCGUUCCACCGGAAACGUUGCUAGCUUUGUUACCACCUUCUCUUUUACCUUGGAAGACAUUAAUGGAUCUAAUCCGCCAGCUGAUGGACUUGUCUUCGUACUUGUACCAAGUGAUGGAUGGUAUCCCGGCGACUCGGCUGGUGGAAACUUGGGAGUAGUUGAUGCAGGUAAAUCUUACAAUAACUUUGUUGGUGUAGAAUUCGACAAUUAUAUCAAUGAAUGGGAUCCCAAUUAUCCACAUAUUGGAAUCGACGUCAACUCUAUCAAAUCAUUGAAGACAAAACCAUGGAAAAGGGUGAACCUGGCCUUGGUCAAGGUAAGUAUCGCUUAUGACUCUGAUUCUAAGAUUUUGAGUGUUGUUUUAACCGAUGAUCUUGGCCAACUUUCUACUGUCGCUCAAGUUGUUGAUUUCAAAGAUGCACUCCCAGAAACAGUUAGGGUUGGUUUUUCUGCUGCCACAUCAACACUGUCGCGUCAAGUUCACAACAUUCAUUCCUGGGAUUUUACUUCAAUUCUUAAGACAACUACAAGCAGCACCAACUCAAGUGCUAAUAUUUCAAGCUAUGUUGCAUGAUGAUUUCACUACUGUUUUCUAAAUAAGGACAAUAUAUAAGCUAGCUAGCUAUAUGAUCUAGCUUGUCAUCCAUGUUUCAGUUUUUUCUUUCUUUCUAAUAAUGAUCACGCUAGCUCUUAUAAAGAUGCUUGCUCCGUCACUGUCAGACUGACGAGUUGGCCAUCGAGGAUGCGGCUUCUCAGGAAGUUUUGUUUUGCCAAUA